AUGGGCGGUGGGAAGCGAAAGCGCGUGAACGCCACGGGGAAGGUGAUUCCGAAGUCGGUGCUGAAGGCGAAGCGCGGGACGACGAAGGGGGCGUCGACGCGGUACGUGACGAGAAACCAAGCGUUGGCGCGAUUGCAGCUCAAGCUCGGGGAUUUCCGUCGACUGUGCAUCUUGAAGGGCGUGCACCCGCGAGAGCCGAAGAAGAAGGCGCAGGGACAGGGGAAGACGUAUUAUCACGUGAAGGAUAUCGCGUUCUUGCAUCACGAGCCGUUGUUGGAGAAGUUUCGAGAGUUGAGAGCGUACGCGAGAAAGUUAAAGCGGGCCAAGGCGAAACAGAAUUACGUCGCGCUCGAUCGCUUGAGGGAGAACACACCGAAAUAUGAGCUCAGUCACUUAGUUUUGGAGCGGUAUCCGCGGUUUCGAGACGCGCUCGGUGAUUUGGACGAUCCGAUGUGCAUGUGCGCGCUGUUCGCCGUGCUCCCGACGGUCAAUCGGCACAACAUCGCGCCAGAGAUUGUGGAAAAGUCUGAAAAGUUGAGCCGGGAAUUCAAGUCGUUCUGCGUGCGCACGCACGCACUUAGGAAGGUUUUUAUAUCCGUCAAGGGGAUUUACUACGAGGCCGAGAUUCAGGGUGAGAAAAUCACGUGGGUGGAGCCGCACGCGCUGGCGCAAACCAUGCCCGAGGACGUGGACUAUCGAGUCAUGCUCACGUUUCUCGAGUUUUACCACGACUUGAUGACGUUCGUGAACUUCAAACUGUACAAGGACGCCGGUUUGCGGUACCCGCCGACGCUGAACGAGGAGAUGGACGACGCCGCGGCGGGCCUCGCCGCCGUCGUGCAUCAAAUGGUCAAGGCGGCGGAUGCCGCAAAUGCGUCGGCGCUUCCCGCGAACAGUGAUGCGGCGCGGGCGGUGGAGUCCCGAGCACAGAGUCUUAAAGAAAAACUUGCGCAGAUAGCCGAGCAUCAGGACGAAGAGGAAGACGAUGACGAAGCCAUGGCUUUGGACGAAGAUGAUGAUGACGGCAUGACGCCCGAGCAUCGCGAGUGCGCCAAGCUCUUCGACGGUCUCAUGUUUUUCAUCAACCGCGAGGUUCCGCGAGACAUGAUGAUUUUUAUAAUCAAAUCGUUCGGCGGUGAGGUGUGCUGGGAGGGAGAGGGUUCGCCUUACGACCCGGACGAUCCUCGCAUAACGCACGUCGUCAUCGACAGGCCGACGACGAAUAUGAAGCUCAAUCCAAAGGUGGUGUAUAUUCAGCCGCAGUGGGUGUGCGAUUGCGCGAACUGGCGCGUGUUAAUUCCACCUACGGACUACGCGCCAGAGAAGGAGUGUCCGCCGCAUCUGAGCCCGUUCAUCGGCGCGAACGACGAUGGAUACACGCCAGAGUAUGCCAAGACUCUGUUGAAGCUCCAAGAGGAAGCGCGGGCGAUCAGGAACGGUGCUUCGACGGUCAAGAUGCUCGAGAACGCCGAAGAAGAGAUGACCGAAGAAGAACAAGCCGCGGCUGAGGAGAAGCAGUACAGAAAAGAGUUAGAGGCGGAGAUGAAGGGGGUUUCGUACUCGGAGGCAAUGGCGAAGAAAGACGACGACGACGAGAACGACGAGGACGACGACGACGACGACGACGACGACGACGAGGACGACGAGGACGAAGACUCCGAAGAGAACGAUUCCGAGGAGGAUGGUUCCGAGGAGGACGAGGAUGCCGAGCCGAAGAGUCGUCUUACCUUCGACAUGGCGCUCAGCGAGAAGGAUAAAAUCAUGCGCGACAAACUCGCCGAGGGUACCGAGGAGGAGCAGAUGAAGAAGUUGUCGUACAUGCUUUUGCCCCGCAAGAAGCGAGAGCUUUACAAAGCGAUGCAAAUCGGCAUCGCGAAGAAAGAGAAGCGCGCGGCCGAGCUCACGAGACUCGCCGAGGAGCACAAGGAGAAGAAGAGACGCGCGGCGGAGGGCGAAAAGGACAAGCCUGCUGCGAAAAAGGGCAAGAAGGGUGGCAAGAAGUAA
Molecule: messenger RNA, 2004 nt
Organism: Ostreococcus tauri
Lineage: Eukaryota; Viridiplantae; Chlorophyta; Mamiellophyceae; Mamiellales; Bathycoccaceae
Product: BRCT domain
Exons: 1
Coding region: 1-2004 (667 amino acids)
Biological process (GO): maturation of LSU-rRNA from tricistronic rRNA transcript (SSU-rRNA, 5.8S rRNA, LSU-rRNA); ribosome biogenesis
Cellular component (GO): PeBoW complex; nucleolus
Molecular function (GO): RNA binding
Source: RefSeq, a predicted model, not a curated record